AGGUGAGGUGAGUCGAGAUCGACCUCCAUUGCGCGGGAUCCUCCGGCGCGGAUUCUGAAUCUGAGCCCUCUGCGUGCCUGCUGCUUCCAGUUCCAGGGCUGUCUUCGGGUUGGCUCAUGGUUCACGAUGGCGCCGUGAAGGAGCAGCAGGUGAGCGCGUCUAGCCCGCCGGCGGAGGUGGUGCCGGUGCCGGUGGAGGAGCAGUCGGAGUCGGCGGCGUUGGCGGCGGGAGCGGGAGCGGCGGGGGAGGAGGCGGUGGGACCGUCGAGGCCGGGGAGCGACAAGCGGCUCGGCGUGCGGCACCCCGUCAAGUACCACCGGUUCCGGGCGCGGGGGAAGGCGAUGGGGCCCGGAGGGGCGCAGCCGCCGGUGGAGGUGGUGGAGGGCGAGGGCGCUGGCGAGGUCGAGGAGGAGGCCUCGUCGCCCGAGAGGGAGGUGCUGGCCGGCUUCGUCGAGGUCGAGUCGGUCGAGAUGGAGGUGGAGGAGGGGGGCGACAUGGAGGUGUCACCUGCCGCGGCUGUGGCCGUGGUGGAGUCGCAGUCCGCUGAGGAGGAGGAGGAGGAGGUGCUGUCGCCGGCGCUGGUGGAAGAGGGGGUGAAUCUGGGCGCUGCGGCGGUAGCUGCGGCUGCCGUGCCGGCUCUGGAGGUGCCCAGGGACCAGGACCAGGAGAAGGAGAGGAAGGAGAAGGAGAGGCAAAGGGAGAGGGAGAGGGCCGACGAGGUCGGCUACAUGAGCGGCGGGUGCAAGAGUGAUGAUGGAAGUUUGAGUUGUGGAUAUUCAAGUUUUAGAGGAAAAAGGGCAAGCAUGGAAGACUUCUUUGACAUAAAAUCAUCUAAAAUUGAUGAUAAAAAAAUAAAUCUCUUCGGAAUAUUUGAUGGUCAUGGGGGUUCACGUGCUGCUGAGUAUUUGAAGGAGCACUUGUUUGAGAAUCUCAUGAAACAUCCGGAAUUCAUGACAGAUACAAAAUUAGCAAUAAGUGAAACAUAUAAAAAAACUGAUUCAGAAUUCUUGGAUUCUGAAGUCAACACUCAUAGAGAUGAUGGGUCAACUGCAUCGACAGCAGUUUUGGUUGGGAAUCAUCUUUACGUGGCAAAUGUUGGCGACUCUCGGGCUGUAAUAUCGAAGUCAGGCAAAGCUAUUGCACUCUCUGACGAUCACAAGCCGAACAGAAGCGAUGAGAGGAAACGAAUUGAGAGUGCUGGUGGGAUUGUUAUGUGGGCUGGAACAUGGAGGGUCGGUGGUGUACUUGCAAUGUCUCGGGCAUUUGGCAACCGCUUGCUCAAGCAAUUUGUUGUCGCAGAACCGGAGAUUCAGGAGCAAGAAAUAGAUGAUGAAGCAGACUUUCUGAUUUUGGCUAGCGAUGGGCUGUGGGAUGUGGUUCCAAAUGAGGACGCUGUCUCACUCGUGAAGAUGGAGGAGGAUCCUGAGGCAGCAGCCCGGAAGUUGACGGAGACCGCUUUUGGCCGUGGGAGUGGCGACAACAUCACCUGCGUCGUCGUGAAGUUCCAGCAUGACAGGACGGGCAGCGACUCCCCCUCGCCUUCGGGUGACAAGAGCUGAUCGUCGUAUUUGCUGUCUGUUAUACAUGUUGUGGGCUGGCAAGGGCCCCUUAUCUGUAGAUCUACAGGGCCCCAAUCAGUAUGUAUCAGAAAUGUAGCAUGGUCAUUAUACAUUCAUAGCAUAUGAUUUUCGAAAUUCGUUGGUGAAUACAAACUGCUUAUCAGACUGGGAUAGUUUUAACUUUCUACUGGA
Molecule: messenger RNA, 1751 nt
Organism: Lolium rigidum
Lineage: Eukaryota; Viridiplantae; Streptophyta; Magnoliopsida; Poales; Poaceae
Product: probable protein phosphatase 2C 52
Exons: 8
Coding region: 117-1559 (480 amino acids)
Biological process (GO): protein dephosphorylation
Cellular component (GO): nucleus; cytosol
Molecular function (GO): protein serine/threonine phosphatase activity; cation binding
Source: RefSeq, a predicted model, not a curated record